This is a messenger RNA of Salvia miltiorrhiza (redroot sage), 1501 nucleotides long. Its product is annotated as polynucleotide 5'-hydroxyl-kinase NOL9. Bases 242 to 1354 code for a protein of 370 amino acids. Gene Ontology annotation, cellular component: nucleus. The record is from RefSeq and is a predicted model, not a curated record. The transcript is spliced from 9 exons. NCBI's taxonomy places the organism in Eukaryota, Viridiplantae, Streptophyta, Magnoliopsida, Lamiales, Lamiaceae. Gene Ontology annotation, biological process: cleavage in ITS2 between 5.8S rRNA and LSU-rRNA of tricistronic rRNA transcript (SSU-rRNA, 5.8S rRNA, LSU-rRNA). Gene Ontology annotation, molecular function: polynucleotide 5'-hydroxyl-kinase activity.
AAUUUAGGAAAUCCUUUUCUAACUCUUACGAAUAUCAAUACAAUAAUCAAUAAAAAUAAAAAUAUUAAUUAAAUUUCGAGUUCGACACACCAAAACUUCACGCCGCCGGCGUGUCCAGUCCAGCUGCCACCGUACCUUCCCAAAACCCCCACCUUUUUUAAACCCACGGCGGCCGCAUAAUUCCUGAGAGAGAGAGAGAGAAGAAAGAGGGGAAGAGCGAAAUCAUCAUCACUUCUUAAGCAUGGCGGCAGCUUCAGAAACCGAGAGCCUGCAACCGGAAAUCAUUAUUCCCGAUGAGUGGUCGAACGCAGCCGGCGCGAUAGCCAGCGGCGCUGUUUCUUUUCCUAUUGCUUUUGUCUGCGGCCCCAAAAACAGCGGGAAAACAACUUUCGCCCGCCACCUCGUUAAUGUCCUUCUCCAGAGGCACAAAAGGGUGGCUUUUCUUGAUACUGAUGUUGGGCAGACGGAGUUUACUCCGCCUGGUCUCCUAGCACUGACUGUUAUUGACAAAAUAACUCCAGAUUUGACGAUUCCAUGCGUGAAAACUCCUGCAAGAUGCUUUUUCUUCGGUGACAUCUCCUCUAAAAGAGACCCAACAACUUAUUUGACUUAUAUAAAGGCCCUUUAUGAUCACUAUAUGGAAACAGAAAUCCAGGGUGCAGGGCUACCACUUGUCAUAAAUACCCCGGGCUGGGUAAAAGGUAUUGGUUAUGAGAUACUGGUUGAAAUGCUAAGAUAUAUAUCUGCCACACAUGUGGUUAAGCUUCAAAGACCGGUUUCCACAAAGAACUUACCAGAUGGGGCAUUUUGGUUAAACGAGGGGGAUGCUGAUGCUGAUGCUGUCACAACUGUCAUUGAGAUUAAUGCUCCUCCUCAGAACCAUUUCAGUUCAUCGGCGCCAAUGCGAAAGGAUGCACGUCUUCUACGAGAUCUGCGAGUAAUGGCAUACUUUAGGCAAUGCUUUCCAAGUGACAUGAUUAUCUCCACGAUUAAGGAACUUUCUCAUGCAUUGGCUGCUCACCCGCCUUAUGAAAUUCCCAUAUCAAGUGUCAAGAUAAAACACCUCCAUUGCCAGGUCGCGACUACCGAGACUUUCUACAGUUUGAAUGCAACCAUUGUUGGGCUGGCAAUCAGUUCAGCCUCCGAGCAAUUGCCUCAAUGUGUUGGCUUGGGAAUCGUGAGAGCAAUUGAUACCUUCAAAGGGCUACUCUAUGUCAUAACCCCUGUUCCGCCUCAGAUUUUGGAAGAUGUCGAUUUGUUACUUCAAGGAUUCAUUCAAAUUCCUACUUCUUUACUGCAGGUGCAGGGCUGUAUUUCCCCUUACUUGUCUUCGAACGUACUCUCUACUAAUUAGGAUAUACUUUUUCGGUUAUGUUACAGAGAGAUCGUAGUGUUAAAGACCUUUUAUGAGUAUAAGCAUGUAGAAACAUAGAUUAUGGAUGUAAGAACUGAUUUUACCUACAGAUUUGUUCGUAAUGGGAAUUUCACAAGUUUAUGACCA